GCUAGAGCGGAAGCUGUCGCGCUGCGCUCGUCACGCGCCGCGCCGCCGCUGGGUGCGUGCGUCAUUUCCGGUGUCGCGGACGCGGGUAGCCAACGUCCUGCAGAGCAACAUGCCCAAGUUUUACUGUGACUACUGCGACACAUACCUCACCCAUGACUCUCCGUCUGUGAGAAAGACACACUGCAGUGGCAGAAAACACAAAGAGAAUGUCAAAGACUACUACCAGAAAUGGAUGGAAGAGCAGGCGCAGAGCCUGAUUGACAAGACAACGGCUGCAUUUCAGCAAGGAAAGAUCCCUCCCGCUCCAUUCUCUGCCCCGCCUCCUGCAGGGGCCAUGAUCCCACCUCCUCCCAGUCUCCCGGGUCCUCCUCGACCUGGAAUGAUGCCAGCACCCCACAUGGGAGGCCCUCCUAUGAUGCCAAUGAUGGGUCCUCCUCCUCCUGGAAUGAUGCCCGUGGGUCCCGCUCCUGGAAUGAGGCCACCUAUGGGAGGCCACAUGCCAAUGAUGCCCGGGCCGCCAAUGAUGAGACCUCCUGCUCGCCCCAUGAUGGUGCCCACUCGGCCUGGAAUGACUCGACCAGACAGAUAAGGAUGGAAGGAGGCUUAUAUCUCGGCUCUGUAUUAUUUUCUUUUCUGUGUAGAUCGUGGUGCUUGACUGUUUUCCAGCAGCAUGGUGAGCAAGACCUGCUCCCCUUCAUAGCAGAGAAUAGUUUUGGAGGGAGAAAGGGACAAAAAAGUACAGUUAUCAUUUGUAUUGUGAAAUGUGAAAAUAAAAUUGUCAGCUCUUUUAGUUAA
Molecule: messenger RNA, 795 nt
Organism: Jaculus jaculus (lesser Egyptian jerboa)
Lineage: Eukaryota; Metazoa; Chordata; Mammalia; Rodentia; Dipodidae
Gene: Snrpc
Product: small nuclear ribonucleoprotein polypeptide C
Exons: 6
Coding region: 110-589 (159 amino acids)
Biological process (GO): mRNA splicing, via spliceosome; spliceosomal snRNP assembly; mRNA 5'-splice site recognition
Cellular component (GO): nucleus; U1 snRNP
Molecular function (GO): zinc ion binding; pre-mRNA 5'-splice site binding
Source: RefSeq, a predicted model, not a curated record